AGUAUUGAGAGCAUAAAUAUGUUGUAUAAAAUUGUUGUUUCACUCUUCAUAAUUCCUGCGUUAGCAGAGGAUCUAGUGGUGGAUGUUGCAAAUGGUAAAAUUGAAGGUUACUUGAGAAGUAGCCCCAAUGGAGUCACCUUUCGAGCUUUCCAGGGAAUUCCAUAUGCCAAGCCACCAAUAGGAGACUUGAGAUUUAAGGCCCCCGUUCCUGCAGAAAACUGGUCUGGGAUUCUAGAAACAAAAAAGGAUGGAAAUCGAUGUUUUUCAGUUGCUAAAGAUACUGAUGAUGAAAGUGAAGACUGUCUAUUCAUUAAUGUAUACACACCCAUCUUAACUCAAGCUAACACUACCCUUCUUCCGGUGAUGGUAUAUUUAUUUGGAGGUGGUUUUAGAGACGGCGCUUCGAGUUACAACAUAUACGGUCCAGAUUACUUAAUAGAGCAAGAAGUUAUUAUGGUAUCUCUCAAUUAUCGAGUAGGUCCCUUUGGCUUUCUAUCCACUGCAGAUGAGGUAAUUCCUGGAAAUUUUGGACUCAAAGAUCAAGUGCUUGCUUUAAAAUGGGUUCAACAAAAUAUUCGAGUUUUUGGAGGAGAUCCUAGUAAAGUUAUUCUUUUCGGACAGAGCGCUGGUGCCGCGUCUGUUGGACUCCAUAUUUUAAGUGCACAAUCAGCAGGACUUUUUAGAGGAGGAAUCUGUGAAAGCGGUUCGGGUAUCAGUAAUUGGGCAUACCUACCAAAUCCUACACCAUACGGUUAUGAAUUAGCUUCUCUCAUAGAUAAAAAUGUCAACAUAAGCACAAGCGCAGAACUCCUCAAAUAUUUGCAAAGUGUGUCUGCUAAAGCUAUAGAUGUAGCUUCUACACAAACCACAAUCGUAAGCCAACCACUCCCAGUUAUUGAAGUUGAACACGAUGGUGCCUUUUUGAAGAAAAACUUGUAUGCAAGUUUGAAAAAUGGAGAAAUCAAUCGGGUACCUCUAUUAAUUGGAGCAAAUUCAGAGGAGGACAUUUCUCUCGCCGUAGAUAUGGCUUCAUUGAAAACGAGAGCAGCUGCUUACGACCAAGAUUUGAAAAAAUUGGUACUAAAAAAUAUGAAUAUAGUAAAUGACACCAAACUACAGGAGCUUGGGCAAAUCAUUAAGGGAUUUUAUCUUAAUUCAAAUGAAAAAUUUGAAGAUAAUUUGGGACUAACCGUUGCCUAUAAUUCUGAGAGCCAAUUCUUCAAUCCUAGUGUUAGACAUGCAGAGCUGCAAUCUCUAUACUCAGAUGUUUAUCUUUAUCAAUUUUCUUAUGUAGGAAUAAUGGGAAGAAAUUAUAACAUAACUUUACCAGGUGCCGAAAAAGUCACACAUGGAGAAGAGUUACACUAUUAUUUCAAGAGGUAUUUGGGAGAUUACGAUAAUUCAAAUUUAAAUCAAUUCUCUGACAAUGAUGUGAUGACGCAUGAAAAAAUGGUGAAACUAUGGACCAAUUUCGCAAAAUAUUUAAAUCCAACACCUGAAGCAGAUAGUCUGUUAGAAUAUAUAGUAUGGCCUAAAGUCAAUCCUUGGUACAUACAAUAUUUGAAUAUAGAUACCAAACUUACAAUUGAAAGCAAUAUAAAAUAUGGAAGAUAUGUGAUGUGGAGAGAUUUAUUUGAAAAAGAAGCCAUAUCGCCUGUGGUAUUUUGAAUUUGUUUCUCUUAUUUCUGAAAACUCUUGUAAAUAUUUGUGAUAAUAAUAUAUUUUGAAUUGAAUUAGUUUCACUCUAUCCAAUACACAGUUAAAGCCUUUGUUGAUAUAGUGGAUUGAACGUACUUUGUAUUAAAAACUAUUAAACAUGGAAUCAACUUAUUUCCUAUAUUUACGACAUAUUCAACAUAUUCCAAUUAAAACUGUGUUCGCCAAUAUUAAUUACAUAUCCUUUCAUAUAAAGUGAAUAAAAGAAAAUAUAUCUUCAUAUGUC
Molecule: messenger RNA, 1942 nt
Organism: Diorhabda sublineata
Lineage: Eukaryota; Metazoa; Arthropoda; Insecta; Coleoptera; Chrysomelidae
Product: juvenile hormone esterase-like
Exons: 10
Coding region: 19-1668 (549 amino acids)
Molecular function (GO): cholinesterase activity
Source: RefSeq, a predicted model, not a curated record